AUGCUAUUGAAUGUCUAUUCUAGAUUCCCACAGAAUUAUAGAAACCAUGACUGGCUUUCCGAACAUGCCAUCCUAGCUCCUAAAGUGACACUCUGCAGGAUAUUAAUGCUAUUGUCAUACAGCAGGUAUCUGUCAAAAUCUGUUCUCACUGUAGUUGAUGUUAGCAUUGUUGGUAGUUAUCCAACAGAAUCACUCAAUUCUCUUCAUUCCAUUGUGGUCUCUCCUUACAAUCCCGAAAUGAAUGCAGGAAUGUUGCAAGGAUAUGUAGAUGUACUGCAUCACUAUUACUAUACAAGAGUUGCUGACAACUCUUUUAUGCUUCAUGUAAUGAAAGCCACCAUUAUGACUGACCAAAUUUUUGAAGCCAUCUUUUUUCUGGAAACUGCAUUAACAUCAAGACCAGAGAUGUUGUUACACCUGUGUGUUUUACUGACUUUAUUCCACUGUUAUUCAAGUGAAGAUAUCACAUACCAUGUUAAAGAAGAGAAUAUUCCUCAUACCUAUGUAGGGGACAUUGCUACUGACUUACAGAAAUCAGACAGCUCCUUCCUAAAGAAUAAGGAUUUGAUUACAUUUAGUCAACUGCAACAAAAGGGAGAACAGUUGUUCAAUGUGACGAGAACAGGUAAACUGUACACUGUUGAGACAUUGGAUGCUGAGUCUGUGUGUAGUUAUGAGAAAGAAUGUUUUGAAAUCGUUAAAGUUGCUGUUCACAAAUCCAAGACAUUUAUGAAGAUCUUAAAGAUUAAAGUCAUAAUAGAAGACAUCAAUGACCACCAGCCUGAGUUUCCUGAGAAAGAAAUCACAGUAAUCUUUGGUGAAGGUGAUGGUAGAGGUAUGAAGAAGGCUAUACCUAAUGCUAUAGACAAAGAUAUGAACCAUGAAAACAGCUUAAUUACUUAUGAAUUAAAAAAAGAUAAUGGACAUUUUUCAUUAUCAGUUUCUAAACACACCGAUGAAUUUUCAGCAUUAGAGAUUAUUUUAGAAGAGAAAUUAGACAGAGAAAAGAAGGACAGCUACAAUAUUGAGGUCAUUGCUAAAGAUGGGGGAACUCCACCAAAACAAUCUGUUUUGAAUGUUAAAAUAUCUGUAAAAGAUGAAAAUGACAACAGACCACAAUUUUCUCAGAGUAUCUACAAUGUCUCUAUUGAACAUAAACAUAAAAAGAAUAUUCCAGUAGUCACAUUAUCUGCCAGUGAUUUAGAUAUUGGCAGGAAUGGUAAAAUAUCAUAUUACUUUGCCAGGAAAACUGCUGAGAAAAUGAAGAGACAUUUUAAUUUAGAUGAAAAUACUGGGAAAUUAUAUAUAGCUACAACUUCAAAAAUUGAUAAGGAUGGAUCAUUUAAAUUAUACAUUGAAGCCAGAGAUGAUGGCACAUCUCCUCUCAGCUCCAUAGCCACUGUUAUGGUAAAUGUCAUCAAUGAACACAACAAUCCCCCAAAUAUUGAUGUGAACUUUAUUUCUACACAGAAUCACAACACAGCUACCAUUCUGGAAGACAUCAAAGUUGGUAGUUUCAUUGCUUAUGUGAUGGUCACUGACAAUGAUGUUGGACACAAUGGACAGGUGAACUGUCAUAUCAAAGACGACACAUUCAAACUACAGUCAAUGGGAUCGAAGGAAUAUAAAAUAGUUCUAAAGAAAGCAGUAGACAGAGAGACACAGGAACAUUAUCACUUUACUGUGUCGUGUGAAGAUAAAGGAUUACCUGCUCUGAAAACUGAUAAAGAUCUGUCAAUCCAAGUGUUGGAUGUGAAUGAUGUAGAACCACACUUUACGAAAGACACAUUCAAGUUCCUUACCUAUGAGAAUGACAAAGCUAAUUUCCCUAUUGGCUUUAUCAAUGCUACAGACCCAGAUAUUGGUAAGGGAGGUGAAUUGUCUUAUUCUCUGAGAAAUAAACAGCAAUAUCGUCUGCCAUUCCAGAUUAUCAACUCUGGCUUUAUUUCAACAAACCAGUCUUUAGACAGAGAACACAGAGAUUUCUAUGAGUUUGAGGUUUUUGUGAAAGACAAUGGAAGCCCAUCUCUGAAUAACACAGUGAAUGUUGAAGUGGAAGUAUUGGAUAGAAAUGAUAAUGCUCCAUAUUUUACAUUUCCUAGUGUUGACCCUUUCACUCUUAAUGUCCACUAUCAUCCGCAAAGUAAGAACGACAUCACAGUUCUGAAAGCAUCUGAUAUAGACAGUCACAUGAAUGCUUUUCUCAGGUAUGAAAUUGUUUCAGGUAACGAGAGACAGUUAUUUAAACUGGAUUCGUUCACUGGUGUGUUAUCUUACUCUCGCACAGUUUACCAAAAUGAUGCCGGCUCAUAUGAGCUUGAGUUUGUUGUGAAAGACAGUGGUACUCCAGUUCUGUCAGCAACAACUAGUGUGUCUUUGACUCUGACUGUUAGUAACAAGACGUCACCAAUGUUCACAGCUGUGCACCUACCAAGUGAUAACACAAUAGAUGCGACAUUGUUGAUUAUCAUUGUAGUAGCAGCUGUGACAGUAUCUAUAGCUAUUGUGGUUUCUAUAACCCUGUGUAUUGUGAGAUGUAACAAUGUGAGAAAUAGCUCAUCUGAAAGAACAGCAGAAGAGAAACAGGCAUACCAAUGUCGCAAUGAGAUGAGACAGUUGAUCUAUCAAGGUAACAACAGUGUACCUGUGAUGUCAGGUAAUCGAGGAGAGAUGUCAGACAGAUAUGGUCAUUCGAGGAGCCAUUACUAUCCUGAAGACUGGAAGACAUCGACAAUGAGCAGAAGUCUUCAAAAGUCCACAAAGCAGAAAUACAGUCAACCGAUUGAGGUGACAUCUUAUGGAGACAACAGACCAUCUUCUCACUAUCCCACUGACACACUGACCAGUCGUAAGAGCAGUGGACAGUGCUGGAGUGAGCGGUCAAGUAGACAGUAUGAAGAAAUACCAGCAAUGUCAGGAAUCUAUGGUGGUGCCCCACCCGAUGUAUCAAGCACCAGUGAGAUAGACCAUUACCAAGACAGAUAUGUGAAACCUCCAGAGAGACAGUUACCUUCAACACCAGAUGUUGUUGUCAGUUAAGUGAGGUUGAGAGAGGAACACAACAGAAAUAAUAUCACCUUCAACAUUCACACAACAUUUAAAAGCAACACAAAUAUUUUAGUUAGAUAAUAAUAUUGCCCACAUAUGACUGAAUAUCUUCAAAUAUGUUUGAGAGAAUAUAUUUUGUGUAUAUCUUGGGAAUAUUACUCCAGAUGAACUAGACACUAACAAUUACAGAUAUCAAGACCAUUGGUAACAUUGUAUAGUUAAAUGAACAAUCAUUAAGUGAAAUAUUGUGCAGAAGUAGACAUUAUGCCUGGGGAAAUUCAAUUUAUACUUGAAAAUGUGAUUUUAAUUAUAACAAAAAAAUAAACAAAGGAUAAGUAAUUAAUAUUUCAGAGAAUAUAUUCUGUUUAGUUGAUAUAUCUCUUUAAAUUUCCCAUAGAUAUCCUUAUAUGAGACUUUGUUUUGAAUUAGGUCAGACACCCACAAACUAUUAUUGUCAAUAUUGUAUUUACAUUUUAAAUUACACAAACAUUAACAACAUCAGCCAUAUUUUGUUAAUAUAACCUCUCUGUUCUAAGGAUUUCUAUGUCAGUCUCUCUCCACAUCAGACAUGUUAGUGUUAUAUAGACUUAUCAUGGCUGACUGUUAGUGGAGCUGAUAGUGUGUGUUCUCUCACUACUCUGUCUUUGUGUGUGAGAGGCAACAUCAAGUCUGAGAGAGGCUGUAGUAAGCAUCACCCAUCCUACUCCUCCUCCUCCCUUUCACACACACUCACACACACACACACUCACUAAACACCACACAUCCACAAAGGAAGACUGAGAGGGAACUGCUGGUUCCCACUGACUCACCACCAACACUAUUCCAUCAACAUGAAGCCAUUGUCACACCAUAGCAGCAGUGACACAGA
This is a messenger RNA of Octopus sinensis (East Asian common octopus), 3916 nucleotides long. RefSeq names its product protocadherin beta-15-like. The record is from RefSeq and is a predicted model, not a curated record. The transcript has 4 exons. NCBI's taxonomy places the organism in Eukaryota, Metazoa, Mollusca, Cephalopoda, Octopoda, Octopodidae. Gene Ontology annotation, cellular component: plasma membrane. Gene Ontology annotation, biological process: homophilic cell-cell adhesion. Gene Ontology annotation, molecular function: calcium ion binding. Bases 1 to 3039 code for a protein of 1012 amino acids.